CAAAGUUGUAAUUUUAAACAAGGAUCUCUUUUCCCAACGGUCAUCAGUUCACCCUCUCAACAAAACGUUCCUCGCCUCUUCCCUCUCUGCCCACCAUUUGAAACUCUCUUUCUGUCUCUCUUUCUCUCUAUCGUACGCACUCGUAGUCUCUCGCCUUUUACUCUUGAACAGAAGACAAAGAAAAGGAACCAACAAGCAAAAGAAACCAUGAAAUCAACUACAGAAAGUAGCGAGAAUCGUUUCGUGGGAAGGAUAUCAACAUCUUCCAUUCGUAAUUUGCUUCCCAGAUCCAUCUCCUCCAAGCGCAGGUCUACCUCCAACCCUAAAUUUCCCAAACUUUUCAGCUCCGAAAACACGCCUCCGCCGGAUCCAAACGUUCAAUUCAAAGAUCCUGCGCUCUCACCUUCCAUCCCCAAAAUAUCGCUCUCCAAGUCCUUUACCUCGCACAAUGACGCUGCCAGAUCUGAUGCUUCUUCCCUUCAAGACCCACCGCUCAAGAGAGAUGUUUCCAUAUUGAACAGUCAGAGUGAAACACCAGCAAGUUUGGAUCCGCCUGUGAAGGUUGUGGUGAGAGUUAGACCUGUAAAUGAUCACGAAAGAGAGGAUGGAGUGGCAGUGGGGAAGGUUUCCUCCAAUUCAUUAUCCGUUGCUAAUCGAAAAUUUACAUUUGAUUCGGUUCUUGACCCCAAUUCAAACCAGGAAGACGUCUUUCAGUUAGUUGGUAUCCCUUUGGUCAAAAGUGCGUUAGCAGGUUAUAAUACUUCAAUCUUGUCAUAUGGACAGACUGGAAGUGGAAAGACCUACACAAUGUGGGGUCCACCAAGUGCAAUGGUUGAGGAUCUCUCACCCAACAGUCACCAGGGUAUCGUUCCUCGCAUCUUCCAGAUGCUAUUCUCAGAAAUUCAAAGAGAGCAAGAGAACUCGGAAGGGAAGCAGAUAAAUUAUCAGUGCAGAUGUUCUUUUCUUGAGAUAUACAAUGAUCAAAUUGGGGACUUGCUCGAUCCCGUGCAAAGAAAUCUUGAGAUAAGGGAUGAUCCUAAGAAUGGACUGCAUGUUGAGAAUUUGACCGAGGAGUAUGUGAGUAGCUAUGAGGAUGUAACUCAAAUAUUGAUCAAGGGGCUUUCAAGUAGAAAAGUCGGAGCAACAAGCAUAAAUUCUAAGAGCUCCAGAUCCCACAUUGUGUUUACGUUCAUCAUUGAGUCCUGGUGCAAGGGAACCUCAUCAAAAUGUUUCAGUAGUUCAAAAAUUAGCAGAAUCAGUCUUGUUGAUCUUGCUGGACUGGAUAGAAGUAAACCUGAUGAUGAUGCGGGUAGACAAUUAGUAAGGGAAGGAAAAAAUGUCAAGAAGUCCCUAUCACACCUUGGAAAAUUGGUGAAUGCUCUUGCAAAAGGAGCACAACCUGGGAAAUUUGAAGUUGCAGCGUAUAAAGGAUCUUGUUUAACACAUUUGCUACAAGAAUCUCUUGGUGGCAAUGCAAAACUCACAGUUAUAUGCAACAUCUCUCCGGAUAAUAGACAUAGUUGUGAGACAUUGAGGACACUCAGAUUUGGGCAGCGAGUUAAAGCCAUACAAAAUGAGCCAGUAAUUAAUGAAAUAUCUGAGGAUGAUGUUAAUGACUUGAGUGAUCAGAUUCGCCAAUUAAAGGAAGAACUUAUAAGAGCAAAAUCAGAUGCACAUAAUUCAGUUGGGAAUAAAAAUGGAUACUUUAAAGGGCGGAAUGCACGUGAAAGCUUGAACCACUUGAGAGUAAGCCUUAAUCGCUCUUUGAUGUUACCCAAUAUUGAUAAUGAUUCUGACAAUGAAGUGAAUGUUGAUGAGGAUGAUGUGAAAGAACUACAUCAUCAGCUUAAUAAAUUGAAAAGUUCUUAUGGGGAGGACUCGAAAGAUCUAUCUGACAAUAGAAACUCUAGUCACUUUUCUUCUUUAGACGAGAGUUUUGAGACAGAUUUGAUGAGUGAAGAAGAAGUAAAUGGUCCAGACGAAAUUCAAACUGAAGAACUUAAUUUGGAGAAGCAUGAAGAGGACAUCAUUGCGUCAGAAGAUGACCUUUUAAGUACCCAUAAUACCUUAAAGGCGACUGAUCCAUCAGUUAGAAGUAGCAUAUCUAUCAGUUUAUGUCGUCAGUCUCCAGUUCUCCAGGAGCCAACGUUGUCCGAGUCUCCUAGAAUUGGAAAUACUAGGAAAAGUAUGGCCAUUUCUUCAUCAGCAUUUUCAGCUAGUCAGAACAAUGUAUCGCAGAGUGCGAAGUCAGAUGUGUUGUUCCAGUCACAUGGGCAGAGUGAGCACAAUCGUUCAUCUUUGCGUUCAAGCAAGAUGUUUCCAGGCCCCACUGAGUCCUUGGCUGCUAGCCUUCAAAGAGGCUUGCAGAUUAUUGACCAGCACCAGCGGAAAUCAGCAUUAAACAGAUCUUCAGUUGCCUUCUCCUUUGAGCACUUGGCACUGAAACCCUGUCCAGAAGUUGAUGCAACCAAUUCUUCUGUUCAAAAGCUAGCGGAAGAAGCACCAUUAUCUGGACCAUCCACUUCUUUACUAUGUGCAUCUUGUCAGCUAAAGAUCAAUGAUAAUUCUAAUGAGGUUCAAGAUAGCCUGAAGGCAUGGAUUUUAGCAGUCAAUGAAGCAAGAAAUCCUAACAAACUGUCAGAUGAGGCGGCUAAUGGUGAAGGCAAUGGUUUGGCAGAAGCCCAUAAGAGAGAGAAGGAACUUGAAAAUAUCUGCAAGGAUCAAGCAGCUAAAAUUGAGGAGCUAAAUCGCCUGGUAGAGCAAUACAAACUCAAGAAAGAACAUUCCAUCAUGGAUCAUGAUCUGGAAGGCGAUGGUCUUUGUCUUGAGGGCUCAAAGAAUCAAAUAAUACUAUUUGAGGAAUCCAAAAAUGAAGAGCCCCCAGAUCUCAUAAAGGAAAAAUGUGAAAUGAAGGAAGUUCAGGAAGAGAAUACAUGUUUUGAUGUGAAGGAGAAGGAAGCACUUCUUUUGGAAAUUCAAAGUUUAAGGACCCAGUUGAAAUCAUUUAUCGAUGCUUCUGCAAACAGAUCCAUUGAUAAACUGAGAUCUUCUUUGUUAGCACAAUCCAUUCAGUUACGCAAAAGUAUAGAUGCUCAAUGUGGUAAUGGGCAAGAACUUGAGAAGGAAAGACAGAGAUGGACAGAAAUGGAGAGUGAAUGGAUUUCUAUAACUGAUGACCUGAGGAUUGAUCUUGAAUCCAGUCGUCGGCGCACAGAGAAGGUAGAGAUGGAAUUGAGAUCAGAAAAAAGGAGUAAUGAGGAGUUGGAUGAUGCACUUAGUAGGGCUGUCCUUGGCCAUGCUAGAAUGGUUGAACACUAUGCUGAACUACAAGAGAAACAUAAUGAUUUAGUUGGAAAGCACCGUGCAAUCAUGGAGGGAAUAGCAGAAUUCAAAAGGGCAGCAGCAAAGGCAGGAAACAAAGGUGGCGCUCGCUUUGCCAAAUCACUUGCAGCGGAGCUUUCUGCCUUGAGGGUGGAGAGGGAAAAGGAGAGAGAAUUCUUAAAGAAGGAGAACAAGAGUCUCAAAAUCCAGCUUAGAGACACUGCAGAAGCUGUUCAUGCUGCAGGAGAACUCCUUGUUAGACUCAGAGAAGCUGAGCAUGCUGCCUCAGUUGCAGAGGAAAAAUUUACCGAGGUUCAAAAAGACAAUGAGAAAUUAAAGAAGCAAAUGGAGAAAUUAAAAAGAAAACACAAGAUGGAGAUGAUCACCAUGAAACAGUAUUUAGCAGAAAGCAAAUUACCAGAAUCUGCAUUGCAGCCAUUAUACCGGGAAGAUUCUGAAAUAACCCACAACACAGUUACUGAUGAUGAUCAGGCAUGGAGGGCGGAAUUUGGAGCAAUAUAUCAGGAGCAUUACUGAGUCAUUCAAGAACUUCAUUUCCCCAUUAUUGAGAAUAUGUGGCUGAAAGGAUCCUACUUGGGUCCAAGCUAUACUUACCGAAUACAUUAUUUAUUUAUUUUAUUAUUUUUUUUAAAUUGUUUCAUUGUAUUAUGAUCUUGUAUUUUUUUAUUACUCUAGUUCACGUUUGUACCAUUUUGCAAUAUUAUAUAGCACGGUUCCAUUGCCUUGU
Molecule: messenger RNA, 4069 nt
Organism: Hevea brasiliensis (rubber tree)
Lineage: Eukaryota; Viridiplantae; Streptophyta; Magnoliopsida; Malpighiales; Euphorbiaceae
Product: kinesin-like protein KIN-12F
Exons: 17
Coding region: 208-3858 (1216 amino acids)
Biological process (GO): microtubule-based movement
Molecular function (GO): ATP binding; microtubule motor activity; microtubule binding
Source: RefSeq, a predicted model, not a curated record